This is a messenger RNA of Haemonchus placei, 294 nucleotides long. Lineage: Eukaryota; Metazoa; Nematoda; Chromadorea; Rhabditida; Trichostrongylidae. The record is from the annotation of a GenBank genome assembly.
CACAUUCCAGGAUUUGACGUUGACGUGGGACCGCUGUUCCAAACACCAGCAGAAGCUGCUCGACAAGCUGUCGAUGCCGACGUACACGUAAUUGGAGCUAGUAGUCUUGCGGCUGGACACCUAACACUUGUACCUCAGCUGGUUGAAGAACUUGCCAAGUUGGGAAGAGAGGACAUCCUCGUGAUUGUUGGUGGUGUGAUUCCUCCGCAGGAUUACGAUGCCCUCUACAAAGCUGGUGCAUCCCUAAUUUUUGGACCUGGAACGAGACUACCGUCUUGUGCCAACCAGGUUUGA